Molecule: messenger RNA, 1685 nt
Organism: Klebsormidium nitens
Lineage: Eukaryota; Viridiplantae; Streptophyta; Klebsormidiophyceae; Klebsormidiales; Klebsormidiaceae
Source: the annotation of a GenBank genome assembly
GCGGCCAGCCUGGGAGCCUGCCGGUCCUUUUGUCCUUUGGACGUGCCGAAGGUAGGUAGUAGGGCCGAGGCAGCAGGCUGCCGUGCUGCUGGCAGUGACUUGGGAUCGCAAAAUUGUCAAUAUAUGUGUUGCACGUGACCCAAUUGAAGCACAGAGGCAGCACAUACGGUCCGGGUAGGCAAGUAGACUGUAGGGCGUCUCUCGGAUCUCCGCCGGCGCGAUUGAGUCCGCAGCAGCCCCGCAGCAGCACAGCCUUCCUCGUUGGCAGCAUGGUGGGCCACGCCGUUAGCGCCUUUCGCAGCCCUGCCCUGUGCCCGUGCUCUGUGCCGCUGCCAGAAGGCGCGUCUGCCCCUUCGCGCCCAACCGUUGGCGGCGCUGCGCUUCCGCCUGUCUGCGGCAGCUCCACCUGGGAGAGGCCGCUCUCCUGCGGCCGGGAGUUUGGAGGGGCGCCCUCCCCCAGUUCUCAGAGCGUUCCCCUCGGGUGGCGGCCGUCAGUAAGGAGACAGUGGGAGAGGAGAGGUGGUGUGGGCAUGGCAGCAUCGGCAGUGGCAGGGGGGGCGCUUGAGACAGCGGUGGAGGGCAAUGGGGCGGCCUGGAGCGCUGCGGAGGGGCGGGUGGCGCGCGUGCAGCGUGAGACAAAGGAGACAUCCGUGGACGUGGCGCUGAACCUGGAUGGGAGCGGGCGCGCGGACAACCAGAGCGGCAUCCACUUCCUGGACCACAUGCUGGAUCAAAUUGCAUCGCACGGUCUGUUUGACGUGCGUGUGCGGGCCAAGGGCGACACCUGGAUUGAUGACCACCACACCAACGAGGACCUCGCUCUCGCCUUUGGCAAGGCGCUGGCCGACGCGUUGGGCGACCGCAAGGGCAUCCACCGCUUUGGCAACUUCUGCGCCCCCCUGGACGAGGCCCUCGUGCAGGUCGUCCUGGACCUGUCUGGCCGCCCCCACCUGAGCUUCGACCUGGCACUGCCCACAGAGCGGAUAGGCAAUUACGAGACACAGCUGGUGGAGCACUUCUUCCAGUCGCUGGUCAACACCUCCGGCAUGACGCUGCACAUCCGCCAGCUGGCGGGCAAGAACUCGCACCACAUCGUGGAGGCCACGUUCAAGGCGUUUGCACGUGCGCUACGGCAGGCUACGGAACAUGAUCCACGGCGAGCGGGCACUGUCCCCAGCUCGAAAGGCGUCCUCACGCAGCAGUAGGGGGGCAGCGGAGGAAGACGGCAGUGGACGGCACCGGAGUGCAUCAGGGCGCCGGGAUCACCGCCCCCUCCUUGUCGUGGUGCAGUUGGGGUUGUGCAAACUUCGUCGACGACUGUCGUUGAUAACUUUUGUUUACUCCCAUUCUGGCAGCUUCCUCUACUGCCGCUUGAAAAUCUGUCAAUGCUGGCCGUUCGCGUUUGCCAAUGUACAAUAGAAGUGGUUUUCAUACAGCUCAGAUUCCUCUACGUAGGCGGCUUGGCAUUGAUUCCCGUUAGUCAGUGAAGAGUGCUUGGAAGCAAAGACCAAGCUCGGCAUAUGUAUAUGUGUAUCCGACACACAUGCUAUUGUUUAAAGCUAGUGAGGUUCAUUUCGAGGUUGCCGUUGACUCUCUUCUUUCACAUGGUACAUUCUUAAGCAGAUGUUGAAAGUGAGAAUUCGUUUUAGGGUGGGGUUUGAAGGCUACGGCCGUGCGUAUCCACC